Messenger RNA from Chlorella variabilis, 2273 nucleotides. RefSeq lists its product as hypothetical. Gene Ontology annotation, cellular component: GINS complex. The coding region runs from base 1 to 2241 and encodes 746 amino acids. The transcript has 11 exons. Gene Ontology annotation, biological process: DNA replication; DNA strand elongation involved in mitotic DNA replication. NCBI's taxonomy places the organism in Eukaryota, Viridiplantae, Chlorophyta, Trebouxiophyceae, Chlorellales, Chlorellaceae. The record is from RefSeq and is a predicted model, not a curated record.
AUGUUUGGCAAGCAGGCGUACGAAUUGCUGCAAGAGGUGGCGCAGUGCCCCGCAGACAACCUGCCGGCGUUUAAUGAGGAGGGUUUCCGUAGCAUAGUAGACGAAGUGCACCUGCAGCACGAGCGUCUAACUAGCGUGUACAACGAGUCGCGGGAUCGGCAGCGGCAGCGGCAGCUGGAGGCAGGACUCGAUCCGGAACAGGGGCCCGCUGGCUGGCGAGGCACGGAGGCGGAGGCCUCUGAGCUCAUGGUGUACCACAGCGGCAUUCUACGCAACAAGCGGCUAAUGUUCACCUACGUCAAGGAGCGCGUGGACCGCAUCCAGGAGCUGCGCUGGACGCACCGCACGCUGCCGGAGCACGUGAAGGCCAACUUGAGCCCGCUGGAGCUGCAGUACUUCCGGUCAUACGACAAGCUGCUCAACAAGUACUGCCGCACCGGUGGUGGCGGCGUGGGGCUGGACCUGACCGCCGACCCGACCCCGCCUGAGGACCCAUAUGUCCAGGUGCGCGUGCUGCGCGACUACAGUGAUGUGGUUUUCAGCAGCGGCAAAGUCAGCUUGCAGCGCGGCAAGAGCCACUGGCUGCCCAGGGACGAGGUGCACCCGCUCAUCAUGGAUGGCGUGUUGGAGCUUGUUGAGUACAGCCGCAGGAAGUUUGGCAUCCACAACCCACCCUACCUUCGCGUGUUCUUCGAGUUCAGCGACGAGCCAGCCUCGCAGCCACUGCCGACUGGAGACGCCAACGGCAGCGGCGGCGUUGACCUACAGCAGGUAGCCUUCCUGCAGGGCCAGCUGCGUGACAAGGACCGCCGCAUCCAGACGCUCAGCACGCAGCUGGCAGAGGUGCAAGAUCAGUCGGAGCAGCUGGAGCAACAGCUGACGCUGGCGCGUGCGGGGGUACGGGAGAAGGAGAUGCGGCUGCAGGAGAAGAUUCAAGAGCUGGCCCGUGAGCACAAGCAGGUCAAGGGAUUAGCCAACCAGGUGGCCAACUUGACUGCACAGCUCAAGGGCGAGGCUGCGCGUGCCUCACUGCUGGCGCUAGCGUCGGACCACACCCUGGCAGGUGGGGCAUUGGCGGCCGAGGUGGAGAAGCUGGUGCAGCUAGGACUCAAAGCACCGAAUGACUUUUGGGAGAAGCUAGUGAGUGAGCGCUCUCAGGUCAUCAUCACUAACAGCAACAAGCAUGCACGUGAGAAGGCGGCACUGGAGCGGCGGCAGCAGCAGCUACAGGUGGAGUUGGCCAAGCUUCAAGAGCAUGUGGCGACUCUGAAGCGACGCCUCGUGGCAGCUCGGGAGCAGCAGCCAGGUGGAGUGGCGGCGGUCGAGGCCGAGCUUUGCCGGGAGUCGCGGCCACGCGGCAGUGCUGCCGGACCUGCCGGCGCCAGCCGGCAUGCCAGCCGGCGCUUUGGUGCCACCGCCGCCAGCUUGGCAGGGUCCACAGCGGCAGCAGCAGCAGUGCAUGAGGAGGACCCACUGGUCCACAGCUACGACUUGCUCAAUAUGCGGCAGGUAGAUAUAGCUGCUGCCACCGCAAGCCGGCGGCGCCCCUUGCAGCAGCACCAGCAGGAGCAGCUUCAAGAAGCACCUGCGCAACGACCAUCAUCUGUUCGGCCUGUGCGCAGCUCAGCGGUGGCACCAACAGCGGAUGGCGGUGGCGCAGAGGACGAAGAUGAGCUGUUGGUGCUCGAUGGGUCAGAGGAGCAGAUGGAGGCGGAGGCGGGCGGCUGCUACAGCGAGAUUGAGUCUGAUGUGGAGGAAGAGCAACGGCAGCAGCAGGCAGUGGCAACAGCACCGGCUUUGCAGCAGCGGCGGCAGCAGCAGCAUUCACUGGCCGCGGCAGGCACCGUGUUGGGCAAGCGGCAGGCAGAUGCUGCUGUGCUGCAGGUUCGGCCCCGGAUGCUGGCCCCCGGCAGCAGCUCCGCCCUCGGCAGCCAGGCCGGCACGCCUGAUGAGAACUACAGCAGUGGUGGCAGCCAUGCAGCCAGCGUGGGCAUCGACCGCGGCAAGUACAUCAGCAGUGGGCCGGAUGGCAAAGGUGGCGUGGCCACUGCCUACCAGGGCGGCCCCGGCGGCGCGCCCAUGCGGCUGUCCCAGCAGCAGAUCGAUGUGCGGGCCCUGCAGCAGGCUGGCAGCAGCAAGAAGGCACGCUCCGGCGUCGGCGGCACCGGCAACAGCGACUCGGCACUGCGCCGCAACAGUGCAAUGCCAAUCACCAGCUUCUUUAGCAAGGCGCAGCAUUGAGGGGGGGUGUCACCUGUAAGAAGAAAAAAGUA